Molecule: messenger RNA, 6898 nt
Organism: Cloeon dipterum
Lineage: Eukaryota; Metazoa; Arthropoda; Insecta; Ephemeroptera; Baetidae
Gene: rudimentary
Product: carbamoyl-phosphate synthetase 2, aspartate transcarbamylase, and dihydroorotase rudimentary
Exons: 34
Coding region: 257-6808 (2183 amino acids)
Biological process (GO): 'de novo' pyrimidine nucleobase biosynthetic process; L-glutamine metabolic process; L-citrulline biosynthetic process
Cellular component (GO): cytoplasm; cytosol
Molecular function (GO): amino acid binding; aspartate carbamoyltransferase activity; dihydroorotase activity
Source: RefSeq, a predicted model, not a curated record
GCGCAUGUUCCUCUCAAUCAGCAGUGGUGCACACUUCUCUCUCCGAAGGGUGUUUCAUCUGCUGUUGCUAGGUCUUUUUGGCCCAUUGUGGACCAUUCGCUGCUGAUCCGGCGUCAGAUCUAGGUCCUGCCGACAGGUCGAAAAGGGUCUCAGGGAGUGUCACCCUAGCUAGAGUGCGUUUCAUACAUCAUUUCGUCGUGCCGCUGAGCUAUCAUCUAGCAUUCCAAUUGGUGUAUCACUCGUGGCUCUUAGGAAAAUGGACAAGGCCACCCUGAUUUUGUCCAGCGGCCAGACCUUCACGGGCCAAAUCUUUGGUUCCAAGAAUGCAGUCGAUGGCGAAAUUGUUUUCCAAACGGGCAUGGUGGGGUACGUGGAGGCUCUGACGGACCCUUCCUACCUCGGCCAGUUCCUCCUCCUCACUUACCCCCUGAUCGGCAACUACGGCGUGCCUGAAGACACCAAGGACGAGCUGGGAUUGAGCAGGUGGUUCGAGUCAGACAAGAUUCACGCGAAAGCGCUGAUUGUGUCAGAAAAGUGCGACAAGCCAAGCCAUUUCCAAAGUGUCAAGAGCAUCGACAAAUGGCUUGAGGAAAAUGACGUUACUGGUCUGUGCGGCGUCGAUACCAGGGCCCUGACACGAAUUAUCAGGGAGUCUGGGUCGACCCUUGCUCGCAUCGUCCUGGGCGAACCAUCGUCAGAAGACAUGGUCAGGGAAAUCCCCGACUUGAACCUGCGUAACUUGGUGGAUGAGGUCUCUCCUAAGGAUGCGGUUGUUUUGUACAACAAGGGUGGCACCCCUAAGAUUCGACUGAUGCAUUGUGGAGCUAAGACUAACCAGAUCAGGUGCCUGAUCAAGAGGGGGGCUCAGGUCGAGGUUGUGCCCUGGGAUCACCCUUUGCUUGAGGAACAGGAUAAGUUUGAUGCAUUGUUUCUGAGCAAUGGACCUGGCGAUCCAGCUUUGUGCUCUGCCCUGGUGGAAAAUCUAAAGAAGCUCAUGGAGGCUGUGGUGAAGCCGAUAUUUGGGAUUUGUUUAGGUCACCAAAUCCUGGCCAUUGCUGCUGGAUUCACUACCUACAAAAUGAAGUACGGCAACCGAGGCCACAACCUGCCUUGCGUGCACCUGUCCACAGGCCGGUGCUUUAUGACCACCCAAAACCACGGCUUUGCCGUCGCGGACAAGGACAUACCAGAGCAUUGGAGUGCUCUGUUUGUCAACAAGAACGAUGGCUCAAACGAGGGCAUCGUCCACAACAAGCUGCCUUAUUUCAGCGUGCAGUUUCACCCGGAGCACUGUGGUGGGCCGGAGGAUCUUGAGUGUUUGUUUGACGUUUUUCUGAAAGUCGCACAAAACUAUCUUUCCUCGCCUGCAUCAUUCACUAGUGUCAAUGCCUACCUCAACGAGCAGUUUUCUUACGUUCGAGCUGAUUCUACGGAGAAGACUAUCAGAAAGGUUCUUCUGCUUGGGUCGGGAGGGCUGUCCAUUGGUCAAGCUGGUGAGUUUGACUAUUCCGGGUCGCAGGCCCUGAAGGCCCUGAGAGAGGACGGUAUAAUCAGCGUUUUGAUCAACUCUAACAUCGCCACUGUGCAAACCUCCCGCGGUCUGGCUGACAAAGUUUACUUUGUGCCCAUAACACCAGAAUAUGUUGAACAGGUCAUCCAAUAUGAAAGGCCAGAUGGCAUUCUGCUUACAUUUGGUGGUCAAACGGCUCUUAACUGCGGAGUGACCCUCGAAGAGAAAGGAGUGCUCAAGAAGUACAAUGUUGAAGUUCUUGGCACUCCGAUUUCAGCUAUCACGAUCACGGAGGACCGCGAGUAUUUUGCCCAAAAGAUGGCCUCGAUUGGGGAAAAAGUGUCCCCCAGCCUGUCUGUCGUCAGCAUGGAAGAGGCACUGGAGGCUGGCAGAAAGCUCGGCUAUCCUGUCCUCGCACGCUCUGCCUAUACCCUUGGUGGUCUCGGCUCGGGAUUCGCAAAUGAUGAGAAUGAACUCAUCGCCCUGGCGCAACAGGCGUUUGCCCACUCAAAGAAGCUGAUCAUCGACAAGAGUUUGAAAGGCUGGAAGGAGGUCGAGUAUGAAGUUGUAAGGGAUGCUUUCGAUAACUGCAUCACGGUUUGCAACAUGGAAAAUUUGGACCCACUGGGAAUACACACAGGUGAGAGCAUCGUGGUGGCGCCAAGCCAGACCCUGAACAACAGGGAGUACCACAAAUUGCGCUCUGUGGCCAUCAAGGUUAUCAGAAGUCUCGGCAUCAUUGGCGAGUGCAACAUCCAAUACGCCCUGUCGCCGCAUUCUGACCAAUAUUACAUCAUCGAGGUGAACGCGAGACUGUCGAGGAGCUCUGCCCUGGCCAGCAAAGCCACUGGCUACCCGUUGGCUUACGUAGCGGCCAAAUUGUGCUUGGGAAAGCCGCUCACUGAAAUUAAAAACACAGUAACUGGGGUAACCACUGCUUGCUUUGAGCCCAGUCUUGACUACUGCGUCGUCAAAAUUCCACGUUGGGACCUCAGCAAGUUUUCCAGAGUUAGCACAAAGAUUGGCAGUUCAAUGAAGAGCGUUGGUGAAGUGAUGGCGGUGGGCAGGAAUUUUGAGGAAGCUUUCCAGAAGGCGCUGCGGAUGACUGACGAGAACGUGCUCGGCUUCGACCCGUACUUCAAGCCGGCCUCGGAGAAGGAGCUCUCUGAACCAACUGACAAACGCAUGUUUGUUCUGGCCGCCGCCAUCAAGGAGGGUCUUUCGCUUGAAACGCUGAACGCGCUGACCAACAUUGACCCGUGGUUCCUACACAAGAUGCAGGCCAUCAUCGCGUUGCAGAAUGAGCUGGAGCAGAGCACUGAGCUGACUGUGCCGCUGCUCACCAGGGCUAAGAAAAUGGGCUUCUCUGACAAGCAAAUCGCCUCCUUUGUCAGCAGCACGGAACUCAAUAUCAGGCAGAAGAGAUCGCAAGUCAGUGGUCCAUGGGUGAAGCAAAUCGACACAGUAUCAGCAGAGUUCCCAGCUUCAACAAACUACCUGUAUCUAACCUACGACGGUUCAUCUCACGACUUGGAUUUCCCUGGAAAUUACGUCAUGGUGAUAGGAUCCGGUGUGUAUCGUAUCGGCAGCAGCGUGGAGUUUGACUGGUGCGCCGUGGGCUGUUUGCGUGAACUGAAACGCUUGGGGAAGAAGACCAUCAUGCUCAACUACAAUCCAGAAACCGUCUCCACGGACUACGACAUGUCUGAUCGCCUAUAUUUCGAUGAAAUCUCGUUUGAGGUUGCAAUGGAUGUGUACCAAUUGGAAGACCCUGAGGGCAUCAUCCUAAGCAUGGGUGGCCAGCUGCCCAACAACAUCGCCAUGGACCUAUUCCGUCAACAGGCUCGAGUUUUGGGCACCAGUCCCGAGAUGGUGGACAACGCGGAGAACAGGUUCAAAUUCUCAAGAAUGCUGGAUCGUAUUGGAAUUCUGCAGCCAAGGUGGCGCGAAGUGACCACUCUGGAGAGUUCCAUUGAAUUUUGCGAGGCGGUCGGUUUCCCUUGCUUGAUCAGACCUUCUUACGUUUUGAGCGGCGCCGCCAUGAACGUGGCACACAACGAGAACGAUCUGAAGACAUACCUGCAAACCGCGGCCAAGGUCAGCAAGGAGCACCCUGUUGUCGUCUCAAAGUUUCUGCUUGAAGCUAAGGAAAUAGACGUGGAUGCUGUGGCAAAGGAUGGCGAGAUAUUGUGCAUGGCCGUGUCUGAGCACGUGGAGAAUGCGGGGGUGCACUCUGGAGACGCAACCCUAAUGACCCCUCCGCAGGACAUUAAUUCAACGACGCUGAAAAAAAUUUCGGCCAUAGCCAGAGCGAUAGCUGACAACCUAGAGGUCACCGGGCCGUUCAACAUGCAGCUCAUUGCAAAGGAUGACGAGCUGAAGGUGAUAGAGUGCAACGUGCGAGUGUCCAGGUCGUUCCCCUUUGUAUCAAAAACACUGGAGCACGAUUUCGUGGCCGUAGCUACAAGGGUGAUGCUAGGCUACGUCGAGAAACCCGUUGACGUCCUGUCAGGCUGCAAAAAGGUCGGCGUCAAGGUUCCCCAGUUCUCUUUCUCGCGACUUACAGGUGCUGACGUGAUGCUCGGUGUUGAAAUGGCGUCAACUGGAGAGGUGGCCUGCUUUGGGGAGAACCGCUACGAGGCCUACCUCAAGGCGCUGAUGAGCACUGGCUUUCAACUUCCGAAGAAGUGUAUCUUGCUCUCCAUUGGUACUUACAAGCAUAAGAACGAACUGCUGCUGAGCAUCAAGAACCUGAGCAAAAUGGGAUUCAAGCUGUUUGCUAGCGAUGGAACUGCUGAGUUUUGCAACGAGAAUGGAAUUAAGGUGACACCAGUUGAUUGGAGUUUCGAAGACAUUGGUGAAAACUCCACAUGCGGGAAGCUGAAUGAGAUGGCCGACUUCCUGGCCAACCGCAAGUUUGAUUUAGUGAUCAACCUGCCAAAGCGGGACGGCGGUGCUCGACGCGUGUCUAACCUGAUGACGCGGGGCUACCGCACACGGCGCAUGGCUGUCGACUACUCCAUCCCGCUGAUCACAAACGUCAAGUGUGCCAAGCUGCUGAUCGACGCUCUCAUGAAGGUCGGCGGGGCGCCGCUUAUGAAACCGCACACGGACUGCCUCUCUAUGCACCAGGUGAUACGUCUUCCUGGUAUGAUCGAUGUGCAUGUGCACCUGAGGGAACCUGGUGCCACGCACAAGGAGGACUUUGAGACGGGCACCAGUGCAGCGUUGGCCGGUGGGGUCACCAUGGUCUGCGCUAUGCCCAACACCAGCCCCGCUCUCACUGAUAUCACGACACUCAACUACAUUUCAGAGCUGGCCUCUCAUAAGGCAAAGUGCGAUUACGCCCUGUUCGCCGGCGCCUCGGAGGGAAACACAGAUAGCGUGUCUCUGCUGGCGUCGAAGGUGGCCGGUCUGAAGAUGUACAUGAACGACACAUUCACCACGCUGAAGCUGGACGACUUUGAAGUCUGCUUUCAGCACAUGAAGAACUGGCCGAAUCACCUGCCAUUGUGCGUGCAUGCUGAGGGCGCCACCCUGAGUACAGCCCUACUGCUGGCCAGCUGGAACAAGCGACCGCUCCACGUCUGCCACGUGGCCCGCAAGCAGGAGAUCCUGGCCAUCAAGAAGGCUAAGGAAAUGGGCAUGCAAGUCACCUGUGAGGUUUCGCCUCACCACCUAUUCAUCAGCUCUGAGGACAUGGAUGUGCAGUCGCCCCUGUCCAAGGUGAAACCUCCGAUAUGCACUCGCGAGGAUGUUCAAGCACUGUGGGACAACCUUAGCGUCAUCGACGUCUUUGCCACUGAUCAUGCUCCGCACCUCAUAAGCGAAAAGAUGGAGCUCGGUGUGCCUGGUUUUCCAGGCCUCGAAUCAGCGUUGCCUCUGCUGCUCAAUGCUGUCAACGAAGGCAAACUAUCCAUGGCAGACAUUUUGUCUCGUUUCCACACAAACCCGAAGAGGAUCUUCAACCUGCCUGACCAGCCAGACACAUUCAUUGAGGUGGACAUGACGCAGACGAUUACCGUGCCAAGCAAGCCAGCAUACUCCAAGGCUGGCUGGACGCCGUUCGCUGGCCGCACCCUCAAAGGAGUCGUGCACAGGGUGGUACUGCGCGGCGAGGUCGCCUACCUCGAGGGCAAGGUGCUGGUUGGCGCCGGCUAUGGACAGGACGUGCGCAAGUGGCCCGCUCAGCUGCCUGUUCCAUCCGUCUCCCUGGUGCCCACCGUGGACAAUUCCUUCACGCCACCAGUCCCGCCGCCCAUCCCACCGCCGCAGGAGCAGCCCAAGCACAGAGUUGAUAUGCAGGCUAGGGUGAUGAAGGAGCUAGACAUAAAGCCGGCCGACGAGACGAUUCCACAGCUGGAGCACGCGCAUCGCACGCAGGUCAUGCACGUUCUCAGCUCGAGGAUGUUCUCCAAGGAACAGCUGAACCGCAUCUUUGACGUCGCAGAGACCUUCAAAAUCGCCGUGCAGAAGGAACGAAGCAUUGAUCACAUAUUAAAGGGCAAAGUCCUGGCAAGCGCCUUCUUCGAAGUCAGCACGCGAACAUCGUCGAGUUUCUCUGCAGCCAUGUGGAGGCUGGGCGGCUCCGUGAUCCACAUCGAUGAAGCCAGCUCGUCUGCCCAGAAGGGUGAAUCUCUUGAGGACUCCAUGCAAGUGAUGGCAGGCUACGCUGACGUCAUCGUUCUACGCCACCCAAAACCAGGAGCUGUUGACUCUGCGGCGGCUUGUUGCAGAAAGCCUGUAAUUAACGCGGGUGACGGCACAGGAGAGCAUCCCACACAAGCGUUGCUCGACAUUUUCUCAAUCCGACAUGAGAUUGGCACUGUCAACGGCCUCACCAUCACGCUUGUCGGCGACCUCAAACACGGCCGCACCGUCCAUUCGCUCGCAAAGUUGCUUACUUUGUACAAAGUGACUCUUCGGUACGUCGCACCUCCUGGCUUGGAAAUGCCGCAGGAAGUUAAAGAUGUGGUCGCUGGAGCCGGCAUUAAACAGGAGUGUCACACCAAUCUGGAGAGCGUGCUGCCGGACACAGACGUUUUAUACAUGACACGGAUCCAACAUGAGCGGUUCACCUCGAAGGUCGAUUACGAGGCGGCGCUAGGGGUGUACAGGGUCACGCCGCAGUUGAUGCGCCUGGCCAAGCGGAAGAUGGUGGUGCUGCACCCCCUACCAAGGCUACAGGAGAUCGCGACUGAGUUCGACACUGACCCCCGCGCCGCGUACUUCCGCCAGGCUGAGCACGGCCUCUACGUCAGGAUGGCCCUGCUCGCCAUGGUCCUUGGCCGAUGCUGAUCAUCUAAACGCAAAUCGUGAAAACUUUUCAUUGAAUUUUUUGUUUUUGCUUCACAACAAUAAAUAUAGAAUAUUUUCUUAAUUUGUCUA